This is a messenger RNA of Phoenix dactylifera (date palm), 729 nucleotides long. Its product is annotated as agamous-like MADS-box protein AGL29. Lineage: Eukaryota; Viridiplantae; Streptophyta; Magnoliopsida; Arecales; Arecaceae. Gene Ontology annotation, biological process: positive regulation of transcription by RNA polymerase II. Gene Ontology annotation, molecular function: RNA polymerase II cis-regulatory region sequence-specific DNA binding; protein dimerization activity; DNA-binding transcription factor activity, RNA polymerase II-specific. The record is from RefSeq and is a predicted model, not a curated record.
AUGCCGAGGAAGAAGAAGACCACCAAGGGCAAACAAAAGAUAGAGAUAAGGAGGAUCAAGAAUGAGGAAGUGCGCCAAAUUUGUUUCUCCAAAAGAAGAUCAGGCCUCUUUACAAAGGCCAGCGACCUCUCCACUCUUUGUGGAUCAGAUAUUGCAGUGCUGGUGUUCUCCCCCGGAGGUAAGCCUUAUUCUUUUGGCAGCCCGGACAUCAACCCGGUAAUAGACCGGUUCCUGUCGGACUUUUCUUCCUCCUCUUGGUCAGGCUUUUGCUCUGGAAAACCUAGCAAUAUGGUAGAACAACUAAGUCAACGAUGCCUGGAACUCACAAAUCAGCUAGAAGCUUGGAAGGCGAAGGGUGCAAUGCUGGAGGAGAAGCUGAACUCCCCAAGUCAUGUCCUGGAGUAUGAAUGCUUCGAGAACAUGGAUGACUUGGACGAACUCGGGCAGCUAGCAGAGGCGCUGAAACAAGUGAAGCUGAAUGCUGAUGCACAAGUGAACAGACUCCUGACUAAUACCGGAGCCUCGUUCUCUACUCCUGUUAUAAUCCACAAUCAAAGAGAGGGAGCUUCAUCUUCUCAUGCAGUCAUGGCUAACAACCAGGGAAUAGGUGCCUCGUCUUCUUUGAAUAUGGGUGCAUCCGCUUCUUUUGCUGAUUUUGUUGCAGAAAUGAUGGCUUUCCCACCCAGCCCGCCUUGUGGUGAUAUCGGUUUUAGGUCUGGGUUCUUUUAA